Messenger RNA from Darwinula stevensoni, 4203 nucleotides. The record is from the annotation of a GenBank genome assembly. NCBI's taxonomy places the organism in Eukaryota, Metazoa, Arthropoda, Ostracoda, Podocopida, Darwinulidae.
GCUCUAGGGAGUUCUGAAGAACGAAUAGUUGGACGAGUACACGAGUACACAUCCUCACCAGCACUCAAGAGUACCAAAGUGACCUACUGCUUCCUUCUCCCGUACCGGAACCUCGGGAGGAGAACAUGUCAGUGCGUGGAAGACAUUGCAGAAAUUGAGGUCAUCAUCCACCUGAUGUUUCAGGCUCUUGCUUGCUUGUUCACAUACAUGGAGAAGGCGAGAAGCAUUCCCAAGUCGUGCAUCUUGCUCACUUUCUGGGCUUUGCUCUUCUUCAAGGGUUCCGUCUCUUUGUGGAGUCGUGUUCGUCACCUGCUUUAUGAUGUGAAUCUCUUUAUUUUGCACGAUGGAAUCGGAGGGUCCUUCGAAUUUUUUUCUUCCAUGAUUGAGUUUUUACUCAUCUCUGGUGAGCUUAUUCUCUACUGCUUCAUGCAAACCCCACCCACUUAUCCCAGGAAUACUUCCGUUUUUCAGAAUCGGUCUCCUGAGGGGCAAGCUUCUCUCUUCUCACGAAUUUGGUUUUCCUGGUGCACGGGGCUCAUAUGGCUCGGGUGGAAACGCCCACUCACUUUCGAAAUUCUCUGGGAUCUCAAUGUGGAAUAUACCUCACAGGGCAGUGUCGCAAGCUUCAAUAGGAACAUGAUGACUCGCAACGAAUCGCCGCCCUUUGGCAGACACGACAGGCUUCGCAAAUCCACUACUCCUCCAGUAAGACCCAUUUGCAUCUCAAAUUUCAUUCUCAACAAUAGCGGAGACUGGAGGAUGUCACAAGGUCUUCCUUUCCAGCCAGAUGAUCUCAUUCGUGCGCGGAGACGCUCCUCUAUGGCAGGGCUGCUUCUACGCACUCGGGAUGCUUCUCGCUGCCGUCCUGCAGGCGAUCUUCUAUUCAGCUUCCUUUCAGAAAUCCAAAAAUCUGAUUCAGUGGAUGCUCAUGGAUUUUCCCUUUUUUCCCAGUCUCUGCGUUUGUCACCAGCUGCUCGCAAGAAAUCCACGGUCGGGGAGAUGGUGAACUUGAUGUCCGUGGAUGCGAAAAGAUUUCUGGACAUUCCAUUCAAUUUGAGCAUGAUCCUCGCAUUACCCAUUCAACUUGGAAUCGCAUGCUAUCUUCUGUGGGCUUACCUAGGUCCCUCCGUCCUGACCGGAAUGGGAGUAAUCCUCAUCGCAAUUCCCUUCCAUGGUGUGAUUGCUUCUCGGCUCCAAAAACUCCAAGUCCAGCAAAUGAGAGAGAAGGACGAACGAGUGAAACUCAUGAAUGAAGUUCUUAACGGCAUCAAGGUGCUGAAGCUGUAUGCUUGGGAACUGCCGUUUCAGGAGCGCAUUAUGAAAAUUCGAGACGGAGAGAUCCAACUACUUCGAAAGCAAGCUUAUGUGGAAUCGAUUGGUUCAUUCCUUUGGAGCUUCAUUCCGUUUUUGGUAGGCCUGGUGUCUCUGGUUACCUUCGUGCUGAUCGAUUCAAGCCACGUCCUGGAUGCUUCCACUGCUUUUGUGUCGUUGAGCCUCUUGCGCAUCAUUCGGAUCCCUAUCGCACAUUUGCCACGCUUCACUUCGGAACUCGUUCAGACCAUGGUGUCCGUCAAGAGGAUAAACAGUUUCAUGAAUGCUAAUGAAUUGGAUCCCAGCAAUGUAUCACGUUCUCGAAAUCACACUACCGACGAACAUGCAGUCCUGAUCGAGAAUGGAACAUUGACCUGGUCACCCGAUGAGCCACCAGUGUUGACGGACCUUCACCUGAGAAUUCCAGUCGGGAAGUUGGUUGCAGUUGUUGGCCAAGUCGGUUCUGGAAAAUCCUCUUUACUUUCUGCCUUCCUUGGUGACAUGGAGAAGGUCUCUGGCCUUGUCAACGUAAUGGGGGAGGUGGCAUACGUCCCUCAGGAAGCAUGGAUUCGCAACGCAUCAGUCAAGGAUAACGUGAUAUUUGGGAAGACAUACAAAGAUUCAUUCUACAAGGCGAUUCUGUCGGCCUGUGCACUGGUACAAGAUCUGACAAUAUUGCCUGCGAGUGACAUGACUGAAAUAGGGGAAAAGGGCAUAAACCUAAGUGGAGGACAGAAGCAGAGAGUGAGUCUGGCCAGGGCAGUCUACAGUGAUGCAGAUGUUUACUUCAUGGAUGACCCUCUCAGUGCUGUUGACAGUCAUGUGGGAAAGCAUAUCUUCCAGCAUGUCAUCGGGCCGCAGGGACUUCUCAAGAACAAGGUUAAAGAAAGUGUUUUUGGUGUUAUUCCUGAGAAGACGCUGAAGAUCUCGCAGACGCGUGUACUCGUCACCCAUGGAAUAACCCACCUGCCACAAAUGGACCUCAUUAUCGUUAUGAAGGAAGGAAGAAUCACUGAGAUGGGGAGUUAUCAAGAGUUGGUCCAUGAGAAAGGAGCAUUCUCUGAAUUCAUCAUUCAGUUUAUUUCCCAAGAAGGAGACGAUUCAGGUCAGACGAUUCUUCCAUUCGAUGGAGUAGAUGAGCUAGAGAACAUCAAACGUGAAGUGGAGAAUGUCACAGGGCAAAAGAUUAUCAACAGGCAACGGGCAAAGAACCUGUCAAAGUUAUCCGAGGGUGCGAAUGGACUCCAUCCAAGGCAAGUGAAGUGGUUGGUGUACCUGUAUUUCCUGAAGAGCAUGGGCCUGUCGUUGUCUCUAGUCACGAUUCUCUUGCAUGGGAUCAGCGAGGCACUCAUAAUAAAUUCCAACAUUGCCCUAUCCAAAUGGGCCGAGAUGGCCUCCCUGAAUCAUACCACAGACACGUCACAAAGAAAUUCGUACAUCGCAGCGUACUCCGCUCUUGGAUUAUCCUACGCUGGUGUCUUCGCUUUGACUUCCUUCAUGCUAUCAGUUUUGAUUUGUGAGGCGGGGAGGGUACUUCACAAGAACUGUCUCCGAAAUGUCCUGAGGAACUCUCAGAAAUUCUUCGACACCAAUCCUGUGGGAAGGAUUCUGAACCGAUUCUCCCAAGACGUUUCGGUCGUUGACGAAGGCAUCGCUCCCUUCUUGAAAGACUCUCUGAUAUGUGCCUUCGAGGUAAACAAAAAGUUUGACCCAAGGCGUGGUGAACUUUUCACUUAUGAAAUGCUUUGGGAGUCGUCUGUUUCCUUGCAGGUCAUCGGCGCUGUUGUUAUUAUUAUUUACACCGUUCCAUGGUUCCUCGUUGCUCUCGUCCCAAUCGUUGCCGCUUACUACUUAGCCCAGGAUAUGUAUGUCUCCGCAUCCCGGCAACUGAAAAGGCUCGAAUCCGUAUGGCGAUCCACCAUAUAUUCCCAUUUUGGAGAGACCGUCAAUGGAAUCUCCUCCGUCCGAGCCUACAGACGAGAAGAAGAGUUUAUCCGAGAAUCAGAGGAAAGACUGGUUGAGAGUCCGACUAGAAGCACUUGGUGGCUUCAUAACAUUCGUGGCUUCCCUUCUCACUGUCUUUGGGAGAGGUUCAUUGAGCCCAAUCUUGACUGGCUUCUGCAUCACCUACGCCUUGUCUGUCGGUUUCUUAUUACAUCUCACAAGGGAACGAACAAUUCAAGGACGAAAACUUUCAAUUGGUUGGCUUUGAUGAUGGCCGAGGUAGAAACGAACAUCGUGGCGGUGGAGAGAAUCAAAGAAUACUGCGAGACUCCGUCUGAGGCUCCGUGGGAGAUCCCGGAGAGGAAACCGAAGAAAAAUUGGCCACAAGAAGGGAAUAUUUCCUUUCAAGAUUAUCAGACAAGGUAUCGAGAAGGUCUGGAACUUGUUCUAAAGGGAAUCUCAUUGGACAUCAAAGGAGGAGAAAAGAUUGGCCUUGUGGGUAGAACUGGAGCUGGGAAGUCUUCCCUCAUGCUGGGGCUUUUCCGUAUUAUUGAGAAGACCGGUGGGAAAAUCACAAUUGAUGGUAUCGAUAUCAGUCAAAUCGGACUACACGACUUACGCUCACAUCUCACAAUAAUCCCUCAGAGGCAACUCAUUUGCCUGACGAGAGCAUUGCUGAGAAAGAGCAGGAUCCUUGUCCUUGAUGAAGCAACAGCUUCUGUCGACCUAGAAACAGACGAACUCAUUCAAAAUACAAUUCGGAGAGAGUUCAAGAGCUGCACAGUUCUCACUAUCGCACACCGUAUGAACACCAUCAUGGAUUAUGAUAGGGUUCUGGUCUUGGACGGAGGAGAAAUGAAGGAAUUUGGAUCUCCGACAGAACUCCUCCGAGAUGCGAAGUCCAUUUUCGCGGCCCUAACUAGGGACGCCGGCAUCAAUAUGCUUCCG